CGCACCACUAUAUCUCGCACACGAGCAGGUGCACUCGAAGCCUUGCAGCAGGUGCACCUGGCUUGUCAUGGCAAGCAGGACCCUACGCAGCCUUAUAAUUCGCAUUUCGUCAUGAGAGACGAACAUCUGACGCUGCUCGAUAUCAUGGAGAAAAAUCUUCCGCAGGUCGAGUUCGCGUUCUUAACGGCUUGUCAUACUGCUGUAGGCGAUGGCGUUCUA
Suillus discolor is the source of this 219-nucleotide messenger RNA. RefSeq lists its product as uncharacterized. The record is from RefSeq and is a predicted model, not a curated record. Lineage: Eukaryota; Fungi; Basidiomycota; Agaricomycetes; Boletales; Suillaceae. The transcript has a single exon. The annotation marks the transcript as partial.